AUGAUUAACACCAGAAGAAAAAAUCAAACUUCUGUCACAGAAUUCAUCCUCCUGGGGUUUGGCAAUAAAUAUGAACGGCAAGCUCUUGUCUUCAUGCUGUUUCUAGUGAUCUACCUUGUGACUGUGGCUGGGAACAUCCUCAUCAUUGUGCUGAUUUUGACUGAUCAGCACCUUCACACCCCCAUGUAUUUCUUCCUGGGGAACUUGUCCUUCCUGGAGACCUGUUACAGCUCCACCACCCUGCCCAGAGUACUGAUGAGUACCCUGACUGGUGAGAACCACAUUUCCUUCACAAGUUGUAUCACCCAAUUCUAUUUCUUUGGUGGCCUGGCAGCUACAGAAUGCUUUCUCUUCUCUGUAAUGUCUUAUGAUCGUUAUCUGGCAAUAUGUAAACCUCUGCAUUAUAUGGCUAUUAUGGAUAGUAAGCUUUGCUUGCAACUAGAAGCCGUCUCUUGGAUAAGUGGCUUUGUGGGUAAUACCGUAACUACUCUCUCCAUAACACAGUUGACUUUCUGUGGUUCCAAUGUAAUUGACCAUUUCAUCUGUGAUUUCAUCCCCGUGAUACAACUUUCCUGCAGUGAUCUCCACCUGAUGUACAUUUUGAUUUUUAUCUUCUCCAUACUAUUCACACUGAUGCCAUUUCUCUUAAUCUUGACGUCCUAUAUUUGCAUUAUCACCGUUAUCCUGAGAAUCCCUUCUAAUACGGGGAGGCAAAAGGCCUUCUCCACAUGCUCCUCUCACCUGAUUGUAGUGACAAUUUUCUAUGGGACCCUGAUUAUUGUCUAUAUGUUUCCAAGCACUCAUUCACUGAGAGACCUAAGCAAAAUGUUCUCAGUCACCUACACUGUUUUGACUCCCAUGGUUAACCCCCUCAUCUAUAGCCUGAGAAAUAAGGAAGUGAAAGAGGCCCUGAAAAGGCUGCCUAAAAUGUGUAGAUUUUACAACAACUGCAAUUUUUUUUAA
Messenger RNA from Alligator mississippiensis (American alligator), 963 nucleotides. RefSeq names its product olfactory receptor 6B1-like. The record is from RefSeq and is a predicted model, not a curated record. NCBI's taxonomy places the organism in Eukaryota, Metazoa, Chordata, Crocodylia, Alligatoridae. Gene Ontology annotation, biological process: G protein-coupled receptor signaling pathway. Gene Ontology annotation, cellular component: membrane. The transcript has a single exon. The coding region runs from base 1 to 963 and encodes 320 amino acids. Gene Ontology annotation, molecular function: olfactory receptor activity; G protein-coupled receptor activity.